Pseudopodoces humilis (Tibetan ground-tit) is the source of this 2443-nucleotide messenger RNA. Lineage: Eukaryota; Metazoa; Chordata; Aves; Passeriformes; Paridae. The record is from RefSeq and is a predicted model, not a curated record.
GCAGGGCAGCCCGGGGGCUGUUCUGUUAAAUGCCACCCCCGGUGCUGGAGUUUGUGCACAGAGAGCUGCCGGCACCGUGUCCCGGGCUCUGCCUGCUCUGCUCGGCUCAUGCGUGCGCAGGCUGCUCCAGAGAGCGCUCCGGCCGCUGGGGGCUCCGCGGGGACCAUGGAAUUUGAACUCUGGAAACCAACCACAAAGUGAAAAAACAGCGCUUGGGCAGACAGAGCUGAGAUGGAUGAUGAGAGAACAAAUCAAAAUGCCAGCAAAUUGCAAGGAGCUGGAGGCCAGGCAUGUGCAGCGUCUCCAUCAAACCCGCUGAUGAGGGACUUUGUUUCAGACUGGUCUCCUUUACAUGAGGCCUCUAUCCAUGGGCGUCUGCUUUCUCUGAAGAAGCUCAUUGAACAGGGGAAUGAUGUCAAUCUUGUUACAGCAGACCAGGUGUCUCCCCUCCAUGAAGCCUGCCUAGGGGGUCAUGCUGCCUGUGCCAGUGUCCUGUUAAAACAUGGUGCUCUGGUGAAUGGAGUCACUCUUGACUGGCACACACCGUUGUUCAACACAUGUGUCAGUGGCAGUGUGGCAUGCUUGAAUUUACUGCUGGAGCAUGGAGCCAGCCUGCAGCCUCCCUGUGACCUGGCAUCCCCCAUCCACGAGGCUGCUAAGAGAGGUCAUGUGCAGUGUGUCGAGCUCCUUGCAUCCCGUGGGGUAAAUAUAGAUCACAACAUCAAGCACCUGGGUACUCCUCUUUAUGUAGCGUGUGAGAACCAGCAACUGAACUGUGCCAGGAAGCUGCUUGAGUCAGGAGCAAAUGUGAACAGCGGCAAGGGCCUGGACUCCCCUCUGCACACGGCUGCCAGGAAUUGCAGUGUGGAGCUGGUGAAGCUGCUGAUUGACUUUGGAGCAGAUGUUUGGGUGAAGAACGCUGAAAACAAGAGGCCAGUGGAGCUGGUCCCACCUGGCUGCCCUGUGGGCCAGCUGUUCCUGCAGAGAGAAGGACCAGCCCAGAGCAGGUGUAGUGCAUUUCUGACCACUCUGCUCACUUGGCUGCUCCCCCUGGGGUAUCAGCUGCCUGACUCUUGUAGGAGCAAGGAUACCGAGACUCCAGCUCUUCUUCCCAUUGCCCUGUUUCCUUUUGAGUUCUAAACCAAAGUGCAUCUGUAUCACCUGGGAGCAGCAGCAAGCCCAGUUCCCUGAGGGCCUUCCAUGUCACCCCGAGCUGAAGAGGCAGCACACAUUUGGGUGCUCCUGGAGAUCCUUUUCCACUUUGCUGUGGAGACUCUGUAAGAGUGGGCUGGGAGUGCAAAUGCUGAUGACAUUGCUAACACCAGCAAUGAGAGAUACAUUGUCCUCAUCUCAGAAGUGGAGAGACUGCCAGCUUUCAAGUGUAUGAAAGCUGAUUUUGGUGUUUGCCAGUGUGCCAGUGGGAGCAGAGCCAGCCUGCCUUGUGCAAGUGGAGGAGAGAUCAAAUGCUGGUAUUUGAUGUAAAUCACAGUUCAAGUCCUUGUCUGCACAACAUGACUGCUGGCUAUAGGUAUCCAGUGUGAUGAUUCGGUUCCUUUGUGCUGACCAAACACAGCACAGUUCUCUUGGGUUUUUGGGACACCAAAUUGUACCCUAAUGGGACAAAACACUUAUCUGACCCAGUUCAUCACACAUCUUUGAGCCUUGUAAAAAAUAACUGGCUGGUUCAAAAUGGCUUUCUAUAUUGUUGCCCUCAUGCCCAGGAAGAAAAGGAGAUACCUGUCUUCACAGAGGUUGAAUAAAAGCAGGUAUCUGGGAUAGGAAAGGUAUCUUCUUCUAAAAUCAGUGUCUUAGUUAAGCUGAAUCUGCAUUGAACAGACAAGGAAUGGACAAUGAACCUGGUGCUUAACUUUUGGACAUUAAUGUGUGAAGAAUCCCUGCUUUGGUGACAGAGUGGAAAGCUGGAGAUCCAAUCUCAUUGUAUUCUACAUGAUGAAACAUUUUUGUACAUACUAUUUUUUCUUUUGCUUGUAGGCAUCUUAUUUUGUAACUUCAGCCAGUGGGUUUAUAUAGGAGUAAUGAUAAUACCUGGAGAAAAUUGCUCUGAGAACCAGGUGAGCGUGUUACUUCUAGUUUGCUUUCCUUAUAAAAAUUUUAUGGUAUGACUGUUUACUUGAAUUUCUUUGCCCAGAUGUAAUUAGGAUGAAUUCUUUAUGCUCAGCUUGUAUCAUCUCAGUGUGUUUACUUAUUUAUUUUCAAAAAAAUUUUGUUCAACACUGGUGAAUUACAGCUUUAUGCAUCAACACUUACCCAGUUAUAAACUGUAGAAGUACAAGAUGCAAACUGAAUAAGCUCAUUAUAAGUGAGGUUUGGAUUUUUUCCUAUAUUUGAAACCAUUCAAACUGUAAUGCAGGACUUAAAUGAUUGUCAGAAAUAUAUUUUAUCAGAUUCUUUCCUAUUUUUAUGUUAACAGUUUAAUGGCAGU